CCCAGCAUGUCCGCCAGGCCCAACAUCCUCCCCAAGCCGGCAGACGCUCCGCCGGCGGGCGCUACCGCCGAGCCGGCCGCUGCCAGAUGCACGCCACAGCGCAAAGUGGGCGUAGCCUGCAAGGCCUGCCAAUCACGCCGCACCAAAUGCGACGGCGCGCGGCCAAGCUGUCAAGCAUGCGUCCACCGCAAGUCGCGAUGCGAGUGGGCCACCGCCCCCGGCCAAUCGCAUUCCCAGGCCCGGAAGCAGCAGAUCAUGUCGCUCGAGAAAGACAAAAGCGCCAUGUUUGAGAUCCUGUGGUACCUGCAGACCACCGCCCCGGAGCGCGCAACCGAGCUCCUGCACCGCCUGCGAUCGGUCCAGGGCGGCGAUGUGGGAGCCAUGCUCGACUACAUCGCGAGAGACCGGAGCGACCAGUCAACAAUGGGAGCGCCCAUGUCCGCAGCAGCAUCAUCGGCAUCCUUGUCCUCGUCCUCGUCCUCAUCGGUAUCAUCAUCAUCUGCCUCAGCCCGGCGCUCUCUGCCCUUCACCCAAGCGGGCGAAGCAUUUUCCUUGUCCAACCCAGUUCUCACCGGCUACCCCGAGUCCCCGUUCUUCAGGAGCCCUGAUGCGGCCGGAUCGCUUGUUUUCGCCCGUCCCCCUCCCGGCCAGAACGCCACUAUCCACGGAGCUAGACCGGCCAUCGACAUGUUCUUCUGGUGCAUCGGCGGCUUGUUCUACGUCUCCGACAAGGCCGACGUGGACAGGACCGUUAGGCGCUUCGCCGACCUUUCCGACGGCUUGACCCUGGCUGACCUCGUCAGCAGAGCAGGCAGCCUCGAGGUCAGGGCCCUUGCUGCUGAGCUAGCAGGCAUGGCCGCCAUGGGCUCAUUGCAUUUGGUGCUCCGCGUGCCCGACAACGCCCCUUCUAUCGAGAUGGCCGAUUAUUUCUACGCUGUGGCGAAGCAUGGCUUGGAUAGUGCCAUUCUGUACAACCCCCUCCGUGCCAUGAAAGUCUGCACCCUAGUGGCCUUUUACAACAUCGCCUUGCACGCUACCGUCGCUUUAGCCUACAUUGAACUCGGUCUGAGCCUGGCGCGUAACCAUGGCCUCAACAAUGACACCGGCCCGCCAGGAAUAUCUCGCGCUGAACUUGCCGACUACAAGCGAACACGCAGGACCCUUAUUCAACUGCAAUGUUGGCUUAGCGCUUCGUUGGACUACCUCCCCGAGUCACUCAGCAACAACCUCCAAUUAGUUGUAGAUGAGGAAGACUGCGCCCCUGAGCAUGUCAUCCAACGCGAAGCCGUCAAGGUGACAGUCAUCAAGGCAAGAAUUCACCAUCACCUGCCCGAUGGAUAUGUCUCCGAGGUGGCAGUCGCCGAACUUCGAGCAAAACUCAACGCCUUCUACGAGAACCUUCCGAAUUGGAUGAAGCUGGACUACCUUCUAAUCGCUGAGCCGGACAGCCCGGCAUCCCAGCAUCGUGCCGUGAUUUUCUACGUUCAUCUUUUCUAUGUUUCGGCCAUGAUGCUGCUCUCACGCCGGCUCAUGAUUGCGCACUUUUCUCCCGAUGCCACCGGAAGAGUAUCUAUUGGGCGUGAAUCUAGUCUGGCUAUUGAGGAAGGAUACAUGGCCGCCAAGGCUAACGCUAGAGUCUUGUCUCUGAUGCUCGCCGAGGGAAGCGUCGUCCAGACCUGCUGGCUUUGCAUAUUCACCGCCUACACAUCCUGCACUAUGAUUCUCUACUGCGCCACCCAAAAAGCCCUCAGCAAUCUCCCCUCUUCCAGCUGGGCCUCUGACUUCGAACUCAUCUCGAAGUGCUUCCAGACGCUCACCUUCUGUGCCCUCAAAGACCGCCUGGCCGGCUCCUUCCGCGACAACCUCGCCCGCUACGUCGCCGUGCUGCACGACUACCAGGGGCAAAAUGACCAACUCCACAAAGGCAACGAAGCGUCCCUCAGCGACGUUCUCUUCACUAUGCACCCCGGCACCACCAAUCUGCACCAAGCAGCCCGUGAUCUGCUCCGCUUGAUCCACCGUCCGUUUAGCGGGCCGGGCGCGCAGGAGCCGCACCUUGAAUCUACCAUGACGAACUGUAUAGAGACGACGCUGGGCACGCAUCUAGAGUGGCAGUGGGAGUUGAAGGGACCGAAGGCUGGUACAGGUAUAGCGCAUGAGAACGCGCCGAUGACGGAUCUGCUGCUGCACAAUGAGAGGUGGACGACCUGGACGCCGUUUGCGAGCGCGCGGGGUUGAGUGAGCGGAUCAAAAGACGGCCUGCAUAGAGCUAGGGAGUAUAGGUUACGGUCUUAUUUUCACGUCCUUUUCUCAUGGGGGUUUGGGAGUUUUCCAUUUGAUCGCCUUUACGAAGAACGGAAACGGCAAAUUGAUACAUAGCGACGGCAACAAGGAGGAGGGGCACACGGAGAUAUAGACGGCUCCUAAUGAGUAUUUAUCACAUG
Trematosphaeria pertusa is the source of this 2444-nucleotide messenger RNA. RefSeq lists its product as uncharacterized. The transcript has 5 exons. Gene Ontology annotation, biological process: regulation of DNA-templated transcription. NCBI's taxonomy places the organism in Eukaryota, Fungi, Ascomycota, Dothideomycetes, Pleosporales, Trematosphaeriaceae. The record is from RefSeq and is a predicted model, not a curated record. Gene Ontology annotation, molecular function: zinc ion binding; DNA-binding transcription factor activity, RNA polymerase II-specific. Bases 7 to 2238 code for a protein of 743 amino acids.